Molecule: messenger RNA, 252 nt
Organism: Metarhizium acridum CQMa 102
Lineage: Eukaryota; Fungi; Ascomycota; Sordariomycetes; Hypocreales; Clavicipitaceae
Source: RefSeq, a predicted model, not a curated record
AUGAAGUUCGUCGCUGUAUUCACCACCGCCCUCUUUGCCGCCGUGGCCAUGGCCAACGUGGAUUUUGCUCCUCGAGACGAGCAGUGCAAGAAAGAAGGUGAAACGUGUACUCGCCAGGACAUCUGCUGCACCGGAUACUGCCUUGUGUGGGAGACGAAGAAUGAGGUGAGUCUUGGAACAGCCUUUGCUUGCAAGGCCGUCAGAACACUGACCAGACGGUAUCAGGGAACCUGCCAGAAGAAGGACAAGUAA